Molecule: messenger RNA, 1810 nt
Organism: Harpegnathos saltator (Jerdon's jumping ant)
Lineage: Eukaryota; Metazoa; Arthropoda; Insecta; Hymenoptera; Formicidae
Product: transcription factor Sp3-like
Exons: 2
Coding region: 265-1143 (292 amino acids)
Biological process (GO): regulation of transcription by RNA polymerase II
Molecular function (GO): DNA-binding transcription factor activity, RNA polymerase II-specific; RNA polymerase II cis-regulatory region sequence-specific DNA binding
Source: RefSeq, a predicted model, not a curated record
AUUCAGCGAGAAAGUCAUAAGGACACUUGUGGAACAAUUUUCUCCAAAAUCGCAAAGAAACCUCGUUAUCUGCAUGGAAACAAAUUUGCAUUGUUGCUUUAUCGACUAUCUUCGUGGUCCAGUUACCGAGUUUACUAAUUUCGUAAAUAAAUUGUCGCAUUAUAAAUCGCUCUCCGACCUUUAAGGACUGACUCAGUAUUACAGCAUAAAAUUGGGCAAAAUUGGGCAAAAUUGAAUAAUCCAACUUAUCUUACUCAUUCGCCUAUGACGCAGUCAACAAAUUAUUAUACAAAUCCCUCGACCACUUCUCUGAUGCACUUCGCGACACCGUGCAACAGUUUGUACCACCAACAAAGCCAAUGCAACGUACCGGGAGUUUUCGAGUGUGUGCAAAUGAAAACUCCAAUUACGCCAGCGAACAAUAUGUGUCACGUAUCGGAAGUCGGCUGUCAAACACCUUUGGACAACAGCAAUUAUUACACCAGUCAUCAGGAAAACUAUUCGGGAAACUGUAAUGUCGGAUUGAGUGAGCCGUUCAAUGGGGCGUUAACACCGACGCCGACGUAUAACGCAUCGCAGAGCUACGCGAAUCAUACGGUUUCUCAAACCAAUUCAAAUAUGUUUCGAGCGCACUUGCCGAGAAUGGCCAACUCACCGACAUCGUCCUUCCUAUUCGUUUCGUCAAACUGUGAGAGGGACGAAAUACGAAACACGACGUUGCCCUGUUACGAGCCAACAUGUUCGAUGUAUGUUCCAUCGGUGGAUACGGAUGUCUUCAAUGUGAAUUGGAAUAAGUUGAACAGAAGAAAGGAGAAAUGCCUAUGUAUCAAUUGCGUUUCUAUGUCUCAAUGCGACGCAGAUGGCAAACGGUUACAUGUGUGUCACGUAGAGAAUUGCGGGAAAGUGUACUACAAGAUGUCGCACCUUAAUGCACACCUGAGGGGACACAACGGCGACCGACCGUUCGUAUGCAUGUGGCAGCAAUGCGGCAAGAGCUUCACCCGCAGUGACGAGUUGCAACGUCAUUGGCGCACGCACACCGGCGAGAAGAAGUACAAGUGUGACAAGUGCGAGAAACGGUUCAUGAGGAGCGACCAUUGUAAGAAGCACGAGAAGACUCACGACAAUAAGAAGAGUAAGUAAGACCAAAUAACGAACAAGGAGCAGAAAACGCCUAUGUGUGGAGUAGCUAUGCCAUCGACAUAUAUAAACGAAUAUAACCCUACUGGUACCGAUUGCGGAAGAGUAUCGGUGCAGUCUGAAAAGGAAAUGAGGCAUCAGUUCCCCCAGCUCCUCCACUCCGGUCCACUGGUAGAAGAUUUUAGUCAGUAAGAGUCCGGCAUAGUCUCCUCAAAGCAGCGAGGGUAUCCAUGAGAAUUUCCCCCUCGUUAACAAAAGAAGAUUACAGAGAAUGAUUAGUCAUGUUUCCUUCAUUUUUUCUCUGUUUCUUUUGUUAAAAGUUAUAAAAAUAUUAUUUCAUUUAUUUCUGUCAGAGGAUCAUAGGAUUAAGGUGACGAAUGUAUUAACAUUUAAAAAAAUAAUUUUCAAAAAGUUUAAAAAAAUAAUUUUGCUAUUUAUUAUAGAACUUUGUUCUUGAAAGUGAAGAGCAAUCUCGCUCUUCCUUCGACCAAUCAUAUUAAUUGGCCAGCUAGUCAAUUAAAAAUAGAUGUAUAUUCAUGCGCGAAACUAAACACAUUUGUUCUGUCGAAAUUAGUCGAGAUUAGUAGGCUGUAUGAUCACAAUUGUAAUUAUUUGCUAACUUGCGCGGUUAUCCAUUAUGGCAGCAGCCCAAGUGACAAUAAAUGAAAUA